CGUGAAAGAUGAAGUUCGCGAAGGCCUCCCUGUGGAUGGUCAUCGCCUUCCUCCUGUCACAGAAUCAGCGAGGGUUCUCAGAGGAGAACUGUGAAGCUGGGAAGGAUAACAAGUGUGGCAAGGAAACCUCGAAAGACGAGAAAACGAAGUACAACAAGCAACAAAAUUCAUCGUCAAAAUGGAAGAAGUAUUUGUCACUGAUUGAAAAGGCUGUGGCUAAGUAUGAACCAUGUGGAGAUGGUUGUACUUGUCACCUUAGGGUUAUAGACGAGGACUUGAAGCCAUGGGAGACAACUGAGAAAGGAAUAAGUCAGGAGAGCUUUGAUAUUGCUAAGGAGAGAGGUGUACAUUACCAAAUCAUCAACCACAAAUUAUACAGAGAAGAUGAAUGCAUGUUUCCAUUCAGGUGCAGUGGAGUGGAGCACUUUAUUUUGGAAAUAAUCAAAAAACUGCCUGACAUGGAGAUGAUAAUUAAUGUUCGUGAUUGGCCACAGUCAGGGAAAUAUAAUCCACCCCUGCCAGUAUUUUCCUUCAGUAAAGAUAGGUCUCAGAAUUAUGACAUUAUGUACCCUGCAUGGACUUUCUGGGAAGGAGGUCCUGCUGUUGCUCCUAUUUACCCCACAGGCUUGGGAAGAUGGGAUUUACAAAGAGAGAUUAUUCCCAGAGAAGCAGCCAAAUGGCCAUGGGAGAAGAAAAUAGAGAAAGCAUUCUUCAGAGGCUCUCGGACAAGUGCUGAAAGGGAUCCUCUGAUUCUAUUGUCUCGCAGUAAUCCAGAGCUAGUUGAGGCAGAAUAUACAAAAAAUCAGGCUUGGAAGUCUGAUGCGGAUACAUUGGGGAGACCUGCAGCCAAAGAAAUAAAACUGGAGGAUCAUUGUCAAUACAAGUAUUUAUUUAAUUUCCGUGGGGUUGCUGCGAGUUUUCGAUUCAAGCACCUGUUUUUGUGUAACUCUGUGGUGUUUCAAGUUGGGGAGGACUGGUUAGAGUUUUUCUAUCCAGCCAUGAAGCCUUGGGUUCAUUACAUUCCAGUCAGAAAAGAUUUGACAGAUGUCAGAAAAUUGUUGGAAUUUGUAAAAGAAAAUGAUGACAUAGCACGACAGAUAGCAGAAAGGGGACAGGAAUUUAUAUGGAAUCGUCUACGCAUGGAAGAUGUCUCUUGCUACUGGGAAAAACUGCUUAAAAGAUAUGCCAAACUUCUUCAGUUUAAGCCAAAACGAAAUAAAAAUUAUAGGAAAUUAUAGAAAAUAACUUCUUGAAUCUCUUUUGGUAAACAUUUAAAUUUUCUUUGAUGUAGUACAAAUUCCAUUUUGUAAAACUUGACAGUGACUGUUAAAUAUAAGUUGAACUUGAUAUUUUUUAUGUUAUCUUAUAUUUUUGCUUCCUUAUUUCGAACAAUGUUUACAUUUUUAUACACUUGGUUGUAUGCGAACAGUGCACAAUUAUACAAUUUUGCUAUUAAAUUAAGCUUACAGCAUAUUGAACAGGUUUCUACGAGUUUAGUGUGAAGUGUGUGUUUUGGGGCUAGUUUCCAUGUUUAAGUCAGCACUUUGAGUAUGGAGGAAU
Liolophura sinensis is the source of this 1560-nucleotide messenger RNA. Its product is annotated as protein O-glucosyltransferase 1-like. The transcript has 10 exons. Gene Ontology annotation, biological process: protein O-linked glycosylation; positive regulation of Notch signaling pathway. The record is from RefSeq and is a predicted model, not a curated record. Bases 9 to 1238 code for a protein of 409 amino acids. Gene Ontology annotation, molecular function: UDP-xylosyltransferase activity; UDP-glucosyltransferase activity. Gene Ontology annotation, cellular component: endomembrane system. Lineage: Eukaryota; Metazoa; Mollusca; Polyplacophora; Chitonida; Chitonidae.